AUGUCCACCCGCAUCCUCCAUGUCACCCGCCAUAGCGGCUUGUCCUCUGAGAUCGCCGGCAUCUUCCACCGCUUCCCCUGCGUGUACCUAGAGACGUUUGACUUCAACGACGGCGUCAACUUGGACUCGGAGAGCUCGGGGCUCAACUACAACGUGAACAGGAGGAGGGCAGAGCUGGUGUGGGAGACAUACCGGAUCUUCUUCCAGACCUUUGACAUGGUCCUGGUCUCCGACACGACCCCCAUGGCCCGUCCCUUCCUCGAGGGCGACCGCUGGAGAAAGCCCAUCCUCCUCUACGUCUGUAAUCGUUUUGACUUCUCCAACCAGGACAUCGAUUUCCAGCUCGCGCAGGAGGAGAUGGCAACCUCCUACUUCCCGGACGAGGAUUUCUACCAGCUCAUGCGGGAGCUGACACGUCGACCCAACGUCAGGCUGGUAGCAAGCAACCUCUUCGAGAGCUGGUACGCUCAGCACUGGCGCGGCAUCGACUGGUCGCAUGCUGAAGUGAUCUAUCCUCCUGGCGUCGGCAAUCAGCGACCCUGGAAGGAGGAGGGAGAGGAGAGCGAGCUCAGGGCUGGCGGGACUGCCUUCCUGCUCCCUCCGGGAGUGUACGCCUUGCACAACGAGGAGGAGCGCGAGGUGAACGUGGAAGACACAGUGCUGGUGCCUGACCGGGGAGUCGUCGGAGGAACAUGCAAGGAGGAGGGAGGAAACGUUGCGUUCAUGAACAACGAGAUGAACUUCGGCGUCUCUUCCUUCCUCCGCUCCAACGGGUUCCGCGUGUACAAUGGGAGGUACAACGGGGCAGAGGAGGCCGCGAGGUUCAAGGCCAUGGUCAGGAUCCCUCAGAACUACAUGUCCACCUCCUUUCACCAGCUCCUCGGCGCCGGUGUGGCGAUGCUGGUGCCUACCCCUGACUUCCUCCUGCAGCUCAGCGUCGAUCCUGCCUUCUGGUGGGACACCAAGUGGGAUGUACAGGAGCACAGAGCUAGGAUAGAGCAGAGCGGGAGGUGGAGGUGCCCGAAGCUCAAGAGCACGUUGAGUCAGGAGACCAUCAUGUUCGCAUACGAGUACGACAGCUAUCACGCGGCCUCGCUCAUCUUCUUCUCCAGCUGGGAGGACCUCGUUGACAAGCUGAGAACUGUUGACUUUUCCCGCCACAAGGAGCAGGUGAGGAAGUUGGCGGAGCUUCAUCGCCGCACCUACCUGCAAGAAUGGGAAAGAGUCUUCCUCGAGCUGCGGGCUCUACAGCUGUGA
This is a messenger RNA of Guillardia theta CCMP2712, 1257 nucleotides long. RefSeq lists its product as hypothetical. The transcript has a single exon. The record is from RefSeq and is a predicted model, not a curated record. NCBI's taxonomy places the organism in Eukaryota, Cryptophyceae, Pyrenomonadales, Geminigeraceae. Bases 1 to 1257 code for a protein of 418 amino acids.